Messenger RNA from Danaus chrysippus (African queen), 2490 nucleotides. The record is from the annotation of a GenBank genome assembly. Lineage: Eukaryota; Metazoa; Arthropoda; Insecta; Lepidoptera; Nymphalidae.
AUGGGAGCUCUCGUCUGGUGGCUGGCGGCCUGCUGCCUCGUUCGCGCCGUCGCCGCCGGCAAUCCCGACGCCAAACGCCUAUACGACGAUCUCUUAUCCAACUACAACAAACUAGUGCGUCCUGUUGUCAACAACACGGACGUCCUUCGCGUCUGCAUCAAGCUGAAGCUGAGCCAGCUCAUCGAUGUCAACUUGAAGAAUCAAAUUAUGACAACGAACCUAUGGGUGGAGCAGUCGUGGUAUGACUACAAGCUUCGUUGGGAGCCGCGGGAGUACGGUGGAGUACAUAUGCUGCAUGUACCUUCCGAUCAUAUAUGGAGACCAGACAUCGUACUUUACAACAAUGCCGACGGUAACUUCGAGGUAACGUUGGCGACCAAGGCGACCAUCUAUCACCAAGGGCUGGUCGAAUGGAAACCACCCGCUAUUUACAAGUCCUCCUGCGAAAUAGACGUGGAAUAUUUUCCUUUCGACGAGCAAACAUGCGUUCUUAAGUUCGGUAGCUGGACCGCCGAUGGAAACUACGAGGUGACUCUGAUGACCAAAGCUACUGUCUACCACAACGGAAUGGUGGUGUGGCAGCCACCCGCCGUCUAUAAGUCUUCGUGCUCGAUCGACGUCGAGUUCUUUCCUUACGACGUGCAAACCUGUGUGCUUAAAUUAGGCAGCUGGACGUAUGACGGCUUCAAGGUGACGCCCCACUGUAACGCCGCUUGGGGCCGCGCGGUUGGUACACAUUGCGUGUCCGCGCUGCCGCUAGCGCAUACGGCGAAGAGCGCGCGUCUCAUCCGCCGCCCGCUCCCCGCCGGCGCUAACUUCCCUAGCUGUAACGAGUUGCAACUUAAUCUAACUAUUACAUUGGUGACGUUUUUAAGUAUCUGGAAUAGCGGUUACAACAGGAGCGGAUUGCUCUGUUGGGAGGCUGUAAGCGCCGCGCUCGCUGACACACACACGCGCGGCGGAGCCGGUGCUUCCGUUAUCCUAGGUUUUCACGAGUUACAGACUAUGGAGAAGCCACAAUGGUUUCGAUAUUUAGUGGACUUGAGGCAUAUGGAUGAGCAAGCUGGCAGUAAUGUGGUGUCUAUGGGAGUUGACCUAUCUGAGUUCUAUAUGUCCGUGGAAUGGGACAUUUUAGAAGUACCAGCUGUAAGUAUAAACCGUAUUAGGAUUGUCAUAUUCGUUAAAUCCGUACAUGACGAAUUCGAAGACUUUUACAUGUCAUCUAAUCGUCCUAUAAUGAACGAGAAGUUUUACACGUGUUGCGACGAGCCCUACUUGGAUAUAACGUUCAACAUUACACUAAGACGCAAGACGCUGUUCUACACAGUCAAUAUUAUCAUACCUUGUAUGGGUAUAUCAUUCCUUACCAUACUUACGUUUUACUUGCCUUCUGACAGCGGCGAAAAGGUCACUCUCUCAAUAUCGAUUCUUAUCAGUCUUCACGUGUUCUUCCUUCUUGUGGUGGACAUCAUACCGCCAACGUCUCUGGUAGUACCUCUUCUUGGAAAAUAUCUCAUCUUCGCAAUGAUACUGGUUUCAAUAAGCAUAUGUGUGACGGUGGUGGUAUUGAACGUACACUUCCGCUCGCCCCAGACACACCGAAUGGCGCCGUGGGUUAAACGAGUCUUCAUACACAUCCUGCCCAGACUGUUGUUCAUGAAACGACCGCAGUACAAAUUCGAUACAACAAGGUCUCGUUUCACAACAUGCGGAGUGGUAGUUCGUUGUGGGGGCGCGGCCAGACCUUUAUAUCCGUAUCGUCUAGCCUCUGCAGAUGAUGACUGCUGUGCUCCUGGGGCUUGGCCACCUCCUGCUGUUCCCGCCAGACCUCUCACUCGUACACCCAGCAAGGAGGACUUAACACAUACCACAUACGUGCAAUCUGGGUUAAGUGAAAGUAACCGUUUUGGUGGGAGCUGCGUUGUUCACGGUUCUAGCGAGGGCGGAGCCCUACCAGUUCCCGAGGAGGAGGCUCUAAGUCCCGUACCAGAUCCUCCGCCAGGCUUCAGUCAUUCUGCCUGUCCCCCAGAAGUACAUAGAACCUGCUUCUGCGUGAGAUUCAUAGCAGAACAUACUAGGAUGUUGGAAGACUCAACUAAGGUUAAAGAAGAUUGGAAAUACGUUGCGAUGGUGCUCGAUCGUUUAUUCUUAUGGAUAUUUACAUUGGCGGUUUUAGUUGGAACCGCUGGCAUUAUUCUUCAAGCGCCCACGUUGUAUGAUGACAGAGUGCCCAUUGAUAAACAUUUCAAUCAAAUAGCCACGUCGUCCCUAGUCAGGUGUCCGCCACCAUCUGCUAAAGUGAACGGUAGUUCGCUGGACCACCGCACGCCCGUCCCGCCGCACGUGUUCUAUUCCACGACACCUACUGUUAAUAAGACAGACGUGAAGUUGGCGCGAGUCACUCCGCAAAAAGGGGGUGCACUAAUUCAAGUCUUCUUCAGCGUUAACUUCAUAUAUGAAGUUACAAAUGAAUGUGAAACCACCAAAUAA